CGUCGCACUGACACAACUCCCUUCUUUUCUUCUUCUCGCAACAUUAUCGUCGUCUAGACAUCAAUCCUAUCCCCAACGCCCCUCUGGACCUUCACUGCCAGCCUCUCACCGCCGCACAUCUCGGCUGUUCUACGUCGUGCCAAGCUAUCUCGGAGCAUUUCAGCUCUUCGGGUCCUUUUUUGCCUCGCCUCGCCCUUCACAUCGACCCACACAUACAUAGCUAGAGUGAGAAGCCGCCGCCGCCGCCGCCAACAACCAUACAGGUCACAUUAAGCAGUCGUCGUCAUGCCGGAUUCUCUGACGUUCACCGAGCAUCAUUAUGCCGCAGACAGCAAGCUCCAGAGGUUGGGAGUUUGGGAAUUGCCCCAAACCGCAGAGAAUGCGUCCGGGUACUGGAUAAUCUAUCUCCACGGCGGUGCUUGGCGUGACCCCCGCAAGACUUUUCAUGAUUUUGAGCAUUCGAUCGACGAAAUCGCCAAGACUGGCUCCGUUCCCAAGUCCGAGAUUCGCGGCUUCGUCGGUAUUGACUACCGCCUCUCCCCGCACCCUCUCUUCCAGCAAGACCCCGCCGUCACCCCUCCGGCGGAACUUCGUCUCGCUCAACAUCCGGACCACCUCCGUGACAUCUGGUCGGCCCUCGCCUUCUUGCAGCGCGAGUACGAUAUCCAGGACCGUUACAUCCUGAUUGGUCACUCGGCCGGCGCUACCUUGGCCCUCCAGCUGCCGAUGGGGCCUGUUGCUCUCGGCGCCGCCCCACCAUCCGAAGUCAAGAUGCCGGCGGCGUUUAUUGGCGUGGCCGGCAUCUACGAGUUGCAUGACUUCAACGCCCGCCACGGCCAGAGCUAUACCCAGUUCAUUGCCGGUGCCUUUGGCGAAGACCAGAAGUCCUGGAACAAGGUCGUGCCGGCCACCUUCUCGGGCAGCUUCAAGGACGCCUUACCUGCGCAGAAUCUUAUCUUGCUGGCGUGGUCUCCCGACGACUCGCUCGUGGACGAGCCCGAGAUCGACGGCAUGGCGUCUAAGUUGAAGAAGGACGGCGUCGAAUGCACGGUCGCCAAGAAUCUCACCCACGAUCACGACUUCGCCUGGGAAGAUGGCAAGCAAAUUGCGCGACUGCUUUCAGAAGCCCUCGAUUUGUUGAGAAAGAAGUAGAACAAGGCGCCAUAUAAGUAGCAGACUAACAGACCAUGUUCUUCUUUCUUUCCUAAGCCUUACACGUCGAACGACAGAUAUGCUAGCAUGUCAGGUUGGUCGGUGACCUGCUUGCAAAGAUGCCGCUUUUUGUAUUUGCUGCCAGCUACGUACGAUACCCGCGGCCUUCCCUCUCGAAAUCUCUUCGCAAC
Molecule: messenger RNA, 1343 nt
Organism: Colletotrichum destructivum
Lineage: Eukaryota; Fungi; Ascomycota; Sordariomycetes; Glomerellales; Glomerellaceae
Product: Putative kynurenine formamidase, vertebrates/fungi-type, alpha/Beta hydrolase
Exons: 2
Coding region: 286-1152 (288 amino acids)
Molecular function (GO): arylformamidase activity; lipase activity
Source: RefSeq, a predicted model, not a curated record